AUGCCUCCAGCUAGGGAACCUUCCAGUAGGAAACUUCGAAACCUACGCCUGAUUGCCUCCAAGCGGACCUUUCUAAUAUUCAUCGUCGGUCCUACCAUAUCCUUUGCCUGGCUCCUCUUCGCUUUCACCUACGGACUGCGACUGAUUAUGCCUACAUCUAUGCCAUAUAAAGUACUAGGCCCCCUCAUUAUGGCCUACCCACUCUGCACCCUUCUCGUACAAGUUCAAGAAGGAGAAGCAAUCGCGGCUAGGUUAUCCGAGGCGGGAUAUCGUCAGGUAUGGGAUACAGCGGGCGUACUCGAUCUCUCGCUGGACUGCGCUAUCAUCGUCGCUAUCUACUAUUGGAUAAUUAAUCUGAAGGGCUCGGAUGAUGAUGAUGAUAAUCCGAAUUUGAUAUACGUUAUGUUAUUUCUGAGCUAUGUGCUCUUGGUUGGAGGAUCAUGUCUCGUAUCUCUUGGGCCGGUUAUCUGGUUCACGACAGAGGCUCAGAGGGAUCUUACUUAG
Messenger RNA from Ramularia collo-cygni, 504 nucleotides. RefSeq lists its product as uncharacterized. NCBI's taxonomy places the organism in Eukaryota, Fungi, Ascomycota, Dothideomycetes, Mycosphaerellales, Mycosphaerellaceae. The transcript has a single exon. Bases 1 to 504 code for a protein of 167 amino acids. The record is from RefSeq and is a predicted model, not a curated record.